This is a messenger RNA of Miscanthus lutarioriparius, 282 nucleotides long. The record is from the annotation of a GenBank genome assembly. Lineage: Eukaryota; Viridiplantae; Streptophyta; Magnoliopsida; Poales; Poaceae.
AUGGCAUGGCGGGCGAGCCUGUCUCGGAGCGUGAAGGAGAUCCGCGUCCUCUUCUGCCAGUCCUCACCGGCCAGCGCCGCUGCCCGGGAGUUCGUGAAGAAGAACUAUGGUGACAUCAAGGCCCGCAACCCCUCCCUCCCCUUCCUUGUCCGCGAGUGCUCCGGUGUCCAGCCUCAGCUCUGGGCUCGCUACGAUAUGGGUGUGGAGAGAUGUGUGAACUUGGAUGGCCUGACAGAAGCACAGAUUGAUAAGAAGCUGGAGGAGCUUGCCAAGGCCGGCUAG